UUCUUUGGUUUCUCUCACUGCUGAAGCAGAUCCUCGCAAACACACUCCCACGUCCUAACACACACACACACACCCGAAAAUCCCCCUCAUACGAGGAAAGAGCAGUGUCGCUGGGUGAGAUUCGCUUUUUGCGCUUCACAGAGUGGAACCGCGGACUGUUUGUGGAGUUUGUGGGCUGGUUUUGUCGCGUUUAAUCCACUGAGGUCAUCUGGGACUCUCGAGGCGGGAAUGAGAGAGAUGCGCUCGAGCGCUCACUGGACUUUCACUCUGUGAGGAGCAAACAGGUGAAGACAGCAGGAAAAAACAGUAGAGAUGAGUGGUGAGCUGAGACAGGGGGUGGUGACGACCCCUCCGCCCCCAAGCGUGGGGAAAAAGGAGGGCUACUUCGACCGCAUCAACGAAAACGACCAUGAAUACCUGCGUGCACGCAACAUGUCACCCGACCUGCGACAAGACUUCAACAUGAUGGAGCAGAAGAAAAGGGUCACACAGAUACUACAGAGUCCAGCAUUUAGGGAUGAGCUAGAGGGACUGAUCCAGGAACAGAUGAACAAGGGGAAAAACCCCACAGAGCUGCUCGCUCUGCGACAGAUCGCAGACUUCUUCAUGGCCAGCUCCGUAGCCGGCUUCUCCACCUCGCCCCUAAGUUUGGCCAUGGUGACCCCAAUUAAUGACAUGUUCAGCAUGGAGUCCAGUACUGUGGUGAAGGGAGAGAAACCGAUGCGCUCCAAACUGGCCAGCCUCUACAGAUUAGUGGACCUGUUCAGUUGGGCACACUUCACAAACUGUUACAUUACAGUUCGUGUGAGUAAAGAGCAGGAUCAUAUCCUCAUCCUCCCCAGAGGACUGUCCUUCGCCGAGGCCUCUGCUUCCAAUCUGGUGAAGGUGAAUAUUCUUGGUGACGUGAUCGAUCAGGGCUCCACCAACCUGCAGAUUGACCCGGACGGCUUCAGCCCUCACGCUGCCAUCUACUCCGUGAGACCGGACGUGCGCUGCAUCAUUCACAUACGCACACCAGCCACUGCUGCCGUGUCGUCUAUGAAGUGCGGCCUUCUGCCCAUCUCUCAGGAGGCUCUGAUCCUGGGUGACAUUGCGUAUUACAACUACCAAGGCAGUCUGGAUGAGCAAGAGGAGCGCGUAGAGCUCCAGAAAGCCCUCGGACCAUCGGCGAAGGUGUUGGUUUUAAGGAAUCACGGGGUCGUAGCUCUCGGGGAGACCAUUGAGGAGGCCUUUCACUACAUUUACAACACUCAGCUUGCCUGUGAAAUACAAGUGAAUGCGCUGUCGUGCGCUGGCGGAGUGGAGAACCUGAUCGUGUUGGAUCUGGAGAAGUACAGAUCUCGGACACAGGGGGUGGCAGAAGCCGGGGUCAACAUGGGCUCUCAGCACAAGUGGAGGCUGGGAGAGCUGGAGUUCGAGUCGCUCAUGAGAAUGAUGGACAACCUGGGUUACAGGACAGGCUACUCGUACCGGCACCCGAUUGUGCGGGAGAAGCCGCGGCACAAGAGUGAAGUGGAGAUUCCUGCAACAGUGACAGCUUUCAUGUUUGACGACGACGACAACGCUCCACGUUUCCCUCUGAGGUUAUUGCAGCAGCGACAGCAGAGAGAGAAAACCCGCUGGCUCAAUUCACCCAACUGCUACAUGAAGGUGAACGUGUCGGACAGGGCGAGUGAGGAGAACGGACGCACCAGGACCAUGUGGAUGAAGUCAGAUGACGGUGGAAACACCAGCGGGACUCCAAUCCGCAUUGAAGAUCCAAAUCAGUUUGUUCCUCUGAACACGAACCCCAAUGAAGUUCUGGAGAAGAGAAAUAAGAUUCGUGAGCAGAACCGGUUUGACAUGAUGACAGCAGGGCCACAGUCACAGCGGCUGGCAGGGAUUGUGGUGGAAAGACCGCCGCCGUACAUGGGCGACGACGAGGAACAGACGGGACCGCUUCCUCCAAACCCCUUCAGUGAGCUGAGCGAGAAAGAGCUGGAGAAACGAGAGGAACUUCAGCAGCACGGAUUAGAUGAAGAAGAGCAGCUCACGUCAGACGACGCUUCCACACUCUCUCAAACCCUGUCUCCACAAAACACUCCAGCUAAAGAAGAGAACCACAGCGGCGUGAUGCUGAACGGUAAAGACGCUCACGGUGACGAGGACGAGCUCAUCAAGCGCGUGAGUCAGCUGACCACCAGCCUGGAAAGUGUAGAGAUCAGCGUGCGCUCGGGAGAGAAGAUCGAAGAGGCUCUGACGCCCGAGAGCUCGCCCUCCAAAUCACCCAACAAGAAGAAGAAGAAGUUCAGGACCCCGUCCUUCCUGAAGAAGAACAAGAAGAAAGAGAAAGUGGAAGCCUAGAGGAAGCAGUCAAUCCAUCGGUCCUUUUAUGCUUUUACGUUUGUUUUUGAAAAAACACGGCACGUUAUUUUGGGAGUCGGUGAGUAGACGGAGCGUCAUCUGUUUUUAAGAGACGUGCCAGGAUCAUAAAAUGAGAUUUAUACAGGAAGAGAAGCGAGGGGAAACUCCUGGGAAACUGGCUUUUCUCUCCUGAUGGACUGGAAAUGUUCCUGUACAAUGAGUUUAUCUCAUGAGCCCACACUGCAAUCUUUUUUCAUACUGUAUGUUUAUUAGAGUCUCGCCCCGUGUCAUGUUUCUCCAGCUGUAGCUGAACGGUUAGGAGUAUUUGGAGACUCUGAAGAAUCACACUGGAACCGUUCGGGGGUUAUUUUAGCAGGGUUUGUUUGACGUCGCCUGCGAUGGUCUGAUCCUGUGUAGAGUCACUCCAGUCUCCUCUCCGUACUGUUCUUUGCCAAACAAAAAGAUUCAAUGGCUAAAAAAGCAGAGCAAUCACGUUUUAGUGAACCUCACCUCUUCAUCUCUUCAUCUCUUAUGAAAUAUUUUAGCUUUUUUUUUUUUAUUGAAACGAUUAAGUUUUUAUCCAUACAGUUUUGUACUCGUUUCUAUGCUUUAACACCGAAAAUACACAAUCUGGAAGCAUGUUUUGCUAGUCUGACUGCAGUGCCUGACUUCUCAACCGUGUAAUAGCUCAGAUUACUUAACAUGUAAUGGAAAUAUAUGCAAACUAGAGUGAUGAUAUAUAUAUAUAUAUAUAGUGUUGCCCUUUUAAUGUGGGAUACAUAACAAACGAAAAAACAAAACAGGAGAUCUAAAGCCAAAGAGGCGUGAUAUGAAAACAUGAGAAAUGUUUUAGCAUCUAGAUAAAGGGUCGAGAAGGGAAACUUGUUAACACGUAAGGAAAAAAUAUAUAUAUUUGUAAACUGUAUUUUUGAAGAAGUCUCAGUCCCACAGCAAAGUACUGUCUCUCAUGAGUCCCAUCACCUCAGACGUUUGAGCUUCAUUCAUUAUGUCACCUUAUGACAGCCAUAAGUCAUCCCAUAACCAUCCAACAGAGUUACAAAGUUUGAGAAGCAGCAUUGUGCAGUGUGCUUCUUACAUCUUAAACUGGAUCGAUUCACUCCUCUUCCCUCCGGUUCCCAUCAGAUCAGAAGGUGCUUGUUUUGCCCAUUUUAAAGCACCCCGCCGCAUGAGAUCACACCCGUGUGUGAAAAGCUAAUCUCUCGUGGCUAAUAUUAGCAAUCUGACCUGAGUUUGAACUCUGUUAGGGCCGAAUGUAGUGAUCAUAGAUCCUGUAGGAGGAGGAAAAGGAGGAACCACUGAAAGAGAGAGAGAUAGAGAGAUGAAUAUCCCAGUGGGCAAUGUGAAGGACUGGCUUGGGACGGAGAGAGAAAGCUGUGUAAACAGCAUGUGCUUUUGAACGCGAGCCAGACGUGGACUAACACAAGCUGCACAUGGUCGAGUUUAGAGAGAACCGGGCGGCCGGGAAGAUUAACUCGUUUUAUUGCUUUGACUUUUUCUUUUUGCUCCGGUUUCCAUUGCAUUUGUUGCUUUUCCCCGUCUCCUGACCGUUUUGCACCUUGUUUUACUAAUGCCUCUCUGUUGUAGUCUGGUUCAGAAGACUCUUUGUGAUCUGUGAAAUCUUAUAUAAAUGGUUAUCUAACGGACUUGCUUAUAGAUGUAUUGCUAAUCAGUGUAAAUUCACAAAUAAACUAUUUUAAGAAGCAAACACCGCACUCAUCUGUGGGGACAAAAACGUGCAUUUCACACCAUUUCUGCAUUCGUUUACAUCCUUCAUUGCAUUUCUUAGUUCUCCGUACACAGCCAUUUCACACUUACGAAAUGCAAACAUUAACAUCGAACGACAUGAGGACAUUUGACUUCAGUGGUUAGUUUACUAAAACAAAAAUCGUGACUCUGAACUGAGAUCGUCUUCUGUGCAACACAAAAGGAGUAUUUUUAUUAUUCAUGCUGUUUUUUUUUUUAUACAAAUACAGUGCAAGUAUCAUAAAAGUGGUAAUUAUAUUUUGUGUACUAUAUGACCAGUAGGGCAUAUCGACCCUUUUAUCAAAAUAAUUCAUGAUUAUUAGAAAUUUCUAAAUAUAGACAUUGUGACAUAAAAAUGCUAUAAAUCAGAUUCAAUUGCUAGACUCAUCUUUACAUUUGUAAAACCCUCGAAAAAAGUGUGUACAUGCUCAUAAUGGCAGACAAUGGGGUUUGUUUAUAUUCCACACAGUUUGCAAUGGCACGAGAGUGGAUAAAUGAUGACAAGAUGUUAUCUCCUAAAGGAAUAGUUCAUCCCAAACUACUGAACGUUUGCUGAACAUCUCCUCAGCCUCAGGCCAUCCAAGAUAUAGAGUUUGUUUCUUCAUCACAACAGAUUCGGAGCAUUGCAUCACUUGCUCAACGAUGACUCGGUGAAUGGGUGCCGUCAGAAUGAGAGUGCAGACAGCUGAUAAAAACACUCAUCUACGUCUACAUCGAUGGCCUGAGGGUGAUUUCAAUUGUGGUGAUCUUUGUCUUUAAGGAUGUGGUUUCACAAAAAACUGAUGUGUAAAUAAACAGGCAGUGGACUAAACUAUCACUGCUUUGCUCACUUUCAGUUCUUGGAUCUCUGACACAGCAAAACUAGUUCCUUAAAAUCAUGUGUGUGUGGUUGACAACCGCAUUCUCCUGAUAUAAUCAGCCCUCGCUUUCCCGUCACAUCUCUGUAUGAGCACUGUUAACUGAAUGCUCCCUCUAUGCUGCUAUUAUUAGCAGUAUGCACCAAUAACAACCAAAGACCAGUCCUGCUGCAGGACCCAGUGUAUUCCCUCAUUACAGCAAAAACAACGCUUUCACUUUAAGAGUAGGCUGAAUUUUUAACAUCCAUGUAUUAUCAAGUAAUGCUCACUGUUCAGAAACCCAGUCUAUUCUUCACUUGGGCGUCUCAGUGAGUGAAUAUGCAUCUGACUCCCUUUGCACAAGCAGCAGGCUUCGUUUGAAAGCAGGCGCUUCACUGUUGUGUUCGUGCUGAUGUGCCUUUCUGCAUUUCCCAUAAAUGCAACACCUGAAAUAUGCAACCGAUUUAUCGAGACUCUGGUGCGGUUCACGUGUUAGUUAAACCGAGUUGGUGGGUGAAUGUGAGACGGCUUUGCUGUUUUAGGACACAAAGUGGUCAGUAUGAGGCUGAUUCGGUCAUCUCACAAGCCUCAUUUGCUUUCAUUUUCCCUGCACAUCUAAUUUGAUGAUCCUCCGUCGAGGCCAUAGAAUAAUGCUGCCCUGAAGACUGAUCUGGGGACAGACUUAUGCAGUCAAACUGUUCAGAUUAGCCUGUGUGACCCAAAUAUUAGCAGCCUUGUGAUUUAUUUUGCCUGUGCAGAUGAUGUUUUGGUUGUAUAUGAAGAAUGGAGAAUAAAUGGAAAUGAAUAAAA
Messenger RNA from Carassius auratus (goldfish), 5753 nucleotides. Its product is annotated as gamma-adducin-like. The coding region runs from base 313 to 2343 and encodes 676 amino acids. Lineage: Eukaryota; Metazoa; Chordata; Actinopteri; Cypriniformes; Cyprinidae. The record is from RefSeq and is a predicted model, not a curated record. Gene Ontology annotation, biological process: barbed-end actin filament capping. Gene Ontology annotation, molecular function: actin filament binding. The transcript has 15 exons. Gene Ontology annotation, cellular component: cytoskeleton; postsynaptic density; plasma membrane.